AACUUAGAAAAUCAUGUGUGUAUGUCACAUGUCAGUAUCCAAACGUACUUGCUAGACGAAUGAAAUGAUAAUCUGACAUGAUGACAUCAUCAAGCGCGCAAAACUUGAAUCGACAAUGUACUACUUUCCUCGACAGAACAGGGAGCUUUUCAAAACAGAAGUUUGUGCACCUUCACCUUUUGACCUCUGUAGGGCCAAAUCUCAUUGAGUUAAUAUUCAUGCGCACUACUACUACAUGGAAACUCCUGCAGGCAUCCUGCGCUUGUUGAGCACUGUCUGUAACGAGAUUACCCCCAGAAUUUCGCCGAUUUUCGCCAUUUUUGCUCAGAAAUGUGAGGUGACCACUGCAGCAUGGGAAUAGAGUAUCGCGAGGAACUUGUUGGCAAGCGAUUCCUCUGCGUCAACGGCCCGGGCAAGUUAAAAUUGGGCAAAAUUUCCGAGUGGUGUUGGCGAGCUGGAGUGAUACGCGCCGUUCUGGAUAACGGUAACACGGAUGCCAGUAAUGAAGAAUGCACGAAUUGCCCUCCCUCUCCCCGGGAAGUGCUGGAUGUUGAUGUCUGUAUGGUACAGGUGUAUGUGGAGUUUGAUGGUCUAGACUGGCAAAAGCGUGAGUGGUUACGUGUUCAGGAUGAGGCCCAUCAGGUGUUUCUGGUAGAGAAGACCAUAGUGUGGGGACAGCGCAUUGACCCGUAUAGCUCUCGCCCCAGCAACAUCCUCUGGCCAGCCCUGAACUUCGAGAUUCUAGUUGACCGUGUUGGCCUGUCCAACAGUAACUCCCAUCCAUUAGAAUUCUUCCUGGACAGACACUUGCUCUGUUUGAAGAAGGACGACAUCCGCCCUUUUGAGGACGACAACCCUAAAACUGCCCAGCAUCCUGUGUUCCAGCGCUACACUGAGGUGAAAGCAGAGGUGGAUAAAUGGCUGCAUGAGCAGAAAGUGCAGCACAUAUUGAUGAAAGCGCCCUACCCCCUUACUGGGUAUCGUGUGCAAGUCUACCGCCUUGGCUCUACCACCCAGUGGUUCUCAGCUGUCAUUACUGGUCAUGAUCUCUACACAAGGGAGUUGGUUGUAAUGGAUGACACAGUGCUGGAGAGUCACACAGAGAAUCCAGCUCUUGUCCAGAUGGUCUUUCUUGAUGAUGUGGUGAGUUCCUUGCUAAAGGGGGAGAAUGUUGGCAUAACCCCUCGCCGCAGAGUCAACACAGCUAAUACAACACAAGCAACAAACACGGGUACAUUUUCGAGACCAGCUCCCCGAAGCCACAGCCCAGCAGGUCAGCCACCAAACCAGCAACCCCUGCCCAGCAAGAAGAAGACUCCACGUUCUAAAUUAGCUGAUGUCCCAGAAGUCGAAAAAGACAAGGACAAAGACAAGGAGGAAAAAGAGAAAGACAAAGAUAAAGAGAAAAUUACCAAGGAGAAGUCAUCCAGCAACCACAAGUCCAAGAAGGAUCGAAAAAGGAAAGCGUGUGACCCCAUUGCACCUGAAGAUCCUAAGAGACUUGUGACCUCACCCAAAAGGCCUCUGUCUCACUCAGCUAGCUCAGAGUUGUCACUGGACAAGGAGAAGGUGAAGGAAAAAGAGAAGGCGCCCGAGGGAGCAAAAUCCGGAGGUGAAGAACCAAACUCCAAAGAGGAGAAGAAGAGCGAAAAGACUCAGACAAAAGAAGAGAAGAAGGAGGCAAAGAGAGAGAAGGAGGAGAAACGGGAAGGCAAGGAGGAGAAGAAAUCCAAGGAGGAGAAGAAAGAGAAAAAGGAACGCAAGCACCACCACCAUCACUCCUCGCGCUCGCCAGAUCACGAGAAGCACUCCAGCCGCCACCGCAGCAAAUCGCGCAAGCACAGCAACGAGGAUAAAAAAUCUGAAACCAAAGAUAACGCUGGCCUUGUGUCUGGUGACAGCAGGGACAUUGUGCACACAGAGCGGAAACAUCACAAAAGCAAGCACAGGUCCAAAACCCGGGAGACCAAAUCCAAAGGUGAAAGUGAGCCAUCUUCAGCAGACAGCCAACAGGAGGUGCCCACAUCCAUUGUUGUUGAACCCCCAGGUCAACAGAGCUCUAACACAAGUAUAUUUACAUCGGCGACUGUGCCAAGUGUUACAAGCUUUUUUUCGCAGUGUGUUGAGAACAUUAUAACACGGGAGGUGACUCGGGAUUUGGAAAGGAGGGAACAGCAGUUUCCUCAGAGCAAAGACUCAACAUCCCGAGCAUGGGAACCACCUCGAGUGCCAGAUCCUACAGGAGCCAACUUGUUUCAUUUUGAUGAUGCAACAAGCGAGAGCACAGUUGGUUCUGUGACAGCCAGGACUGCCUCAACUAUCACUACCUCCACUAUACCAGCCACUGCCCCGGUUGUAUCCACUACUCUGAACUCUGUCAAUGUCAACCCAUCAGCAGUUUGGACUAAUCCAGCACCUAAUCCUGUCACUGUCAUUUCCAAACUCAAUCCUGUCAGUCAGAAUUUUGAUGCAGAGUCAGUCACUGCACCUCCUUCCUCUGAGCAAAAGUCACCCUUGAGAGAAGAGGGACCGAGUGUUGAACCAAAGGCAGCAGGUGAAGAGGAAGAGAAAACUGUAGCUGUUCCAGGCAAAGAUUCCAAGUCAGACUCUGAAAAGCAGGAAGAAGAGAACGGGAGUGGUGAGCCCAAGACUGUAACCUCAAAAUCAUCAUAUGAGACCGAAGAACUAAAGGACCCCAGGCAGGAGUCUGAUAAUUCUGAAUCUGAUUCAAGGAAGGAGACCCGCUCCAAAAGUCCUUCAAGUGCCAAAGCGCCCCUGUACACAUCGGAACCAGUUCAAGUGUAUCGGGACCCAAAUCUGGUGGAUUCCUCAGUCACACACAUUGAAUCAAUCCAGCACUUCCGCCAUCUAAGUAGGGAGCACACCCCAUCCCCCAGCCACAAGAUCUUAGGCCCCUCGCCCCACAGUACUCUCCGUGCCACACCCACAGGUAUUGGAGUCAAACCCAGUGCAUUUGUGCCUUCUGCAGGGACCAUCCCGUCAGCGGGCCACAUUCCAGGACAUCCCUCCUUACAACGCCGUCCAAUGUUUUCCCAGGUUCACAUGUACCCUCACCCACUGACGCCCCAUGGACUGUCCUCCUAUGCUGCCACCCCACACCUGGCAGCCCUGGAACAGCAGCACCUGCACCCCUCCCACGUGGCAGGGUUCAUCCAUCAGGAUACCAUUGCUCGCCUGAGACCUCAACUAGGCUACCCCACUCUCAUCAGCCCUCAGCUGCUGGCUCAGCUCCAGGCGCAAGGGCUACACCCAGGUGGGAUGUCGGCAGCUCAGCUGCAGGCGCUGUGGCAGCAGCAGCAGCAGCAGCAUGCUGCUUCCAUGGGAUUGCCCACAGCUUGGGUGGUGCACCCCGAGGAGCUCAGCCACCUACACCACUCGCAGCAGCAGCAACAACAGCAACAGCAGCAGCAGCACCAAGAGAAGUCACAGCAGGCUCAGGCACAGGGGCAGUCACACCAAGACAGCAAGUUGCACACACCUCGACCAACCUCGCAGCCUCCUCCUCACAAAGCAGUGCCUGCACCACAUGACAAUGGACGGGAUACCACAGUUAGACAUUACCAGGAAUACCCGCCCUCUGAUGCCCAGGCACUAGUGCAGCGUCAUUUCCAGGAGUCGUUGCGCAAGCUGCAAGUACCGUUUUCAUUUAACACCUCUGCUACCACCAGCUCUGUGGGGAGUAUCACGACAGGGACGGCCAUACCCAAGCGGGAGGGCCACACGCAUGUUGCGGACUCUGAGUCUGCCGACCCAGAGGAACGUGUGAGACGAGAGCGAGAGGAGAAGGAACUGGAGUGGCAGAGACUUCAACGAGAAAAGGAGAUGAAGCAGCAACGGGAAAGGGAGCUGGAGAGGAGACUACAGCCAGAAAAGGGACAGCACUCCUUGAGUCAAAUGGAGAGGGACCGUUACCUUAAGAUGCACUCCUCUGGUGAGCAAGCUCGGAUGCAUGAGGACCAACUGUACAGAAAGGGAUUCCUUGGCCGGACUACGGAGGGUGAGUGCCUACAGAGGCACGAGAAAGACCAUGCUACACCUUCAGAACUCAUGAAACUGAAAACAGAAGAAGGUCAUGUCAGAGAGGGCCAUGGUUUCAAGGUCUAUCAUCCUUCUCCCAAACCUGAUGGGCAUAUAGCCUAUUAUGGUACAGUACCAGCAAGAUAUGAGGACUCCCGCUCUGGGGUACCAGUACGGACUGAGCAGUCCAAACAUAUGCAUGCCUUCCAUGUCAAGAGUGAACCACCAACUGGAUAUCACCCAUUCUCCCAUGCUAUGACCAGUAGUCACUCCGAGAAGACUGGCCUGGAAGGAGAUUCGGCUGCCAGUGAUAGCAAACCCAGCAUUGCGUUCUUAACCCGGACUGCUGACCCCCUGAGGACGGGGAGUAUAACUGCUGGAAUUCCCAUCAAAGCAGUAGGUGCCUCCCGCAAGGACAUCCCGACCCCGCCGCCUCUGCGUAGAGAUCCAGAGCCUGGCAAAGCAGCAGAGAUGGCACUGCACACGUGCGCGGUUCAGGGCAGGGAUAACCUGGGACAUCAGCCAACAUACACAGUCGCUGGAGGUUCCUUGCAGCACCCCUCCUCGCAGCCCAGCAAAUCGGCCUAUGUGAAGGAUGGCGUGGAUCACCGGGUUGGCGACUGUGCUCACAAUGUGCCUGUCAUUGUGCACAGCUCUAUUGGGAAGCCCCCUCCCCUACAGGGCCAGUCUGUUCAGAGCUUGGCAACUUCAAAUCGUAGCACUGGCCUACAGCCGCAAUCACCAUUACGUGUGGCAACUCCUCAGCAGCUCUCCGCUGCUGCCCUGCAGUCAAUCGAUUUACAGAAAUCUGGGAAGUCACCUUCUGGGUAUCCCCAAUCUACAUCGCAUUCCCUCUAUUCUCUGCAAUCAGGGCACACGUCCCUUCUCAUGUCUGCCUUAAGGCCAAAUGAUGGUGGCCGGCCAAGUGAUUACCAAUCACCAAUGGAUUCAUCCAGAGGCACAGAUGCCCCUCCUGCAAAACGUAAAUUGAGUGGAUCAGGCACAGGGACGAAACGCAAGCACCCAAAGGUCAAAGGGAAGCAACCAGAAACUGGUGAUGAGGUCAGUCCUGCCUCAAACUCAAACUCUGAAGACAGGAAACCCACUGGGGCCUUCUUUGCUGAAUCCUACAAAUCGUUUGUCAACGAUGCACGUAACAGUCAGAUAACGGGUUCUGCUCCUGAAGCCUUCAGUCGCGAGACCGGGAACAAUGAGAAUAUUGAACUGAAAAUUGAAAAAGUGGACCAGUACCGUCUAGGUCUUGAGCCCUCAGGUCCUGUGUCUUUGUUCAGUGAUCGAAUCAAUAAUGGAGCAAUGUCAGACAGUGACAGUACACGAUCCUGCUCCCCAAAGGCCACGGGCAGCGAGUCAUCUGAUGGCCGGAGUGUCAAAACGGCCUCGCCCAACCGGCCUGGCGGACAUGUGAACCUAAAGAAGAAAUGGCUGCAGCGUCACAAUACCUCCACAAUCAACCCGUCCAGUGGCACAACCAGUACUCUAACAGAGCGCAAACUGUACGAGCUUGGUGUUAAAACACCCAACAGUGACUCUCUGAAACUGAUGGAAUCUCAACCCAAGGAGAGGCUGUCCCAGGCCAUCCCCAACGGCCACAUGCAACAGGCUGGCGGCUACCUCAGCAGUAGGGGUGGGGACAAGCCCCUCAACGCUGUCACCCUCGCAGACAUUCCAAAGAGCAGUGUCCCCGACCAUGUCUACGAUUUUGACAACUCGUCUACGUGCUCGGACAGCUCCACUACCUCCAAGGGCCGCAACAAGCGGGGCCGUGAGUCCAAACACUCCAAGAAGCACCGGGACCGCAAGAGACACUCCAGUGACCACAAGAGCAAACACCAGAAUGACAGUGGAAAAGACGUGGUUAAAGGUCGAAGCAAUGCAGUCCUGGACAAAGAACCUACUGAGGAGAAUGAAUAUGACAUAUACAAAAACUUCAAUGUACAUUCAGAAGGAGAUAGACCAGCAGAAAUAAAGUCCCAGAUACCAGCUGUGAUGGAUAGAUUGCUUCUGGCCCCCAAGAAACGCAUUGUCACCCGAGCACGUAAGGAAAAGGAUAAAUUUGAUGUGCUGAAUGUGAGCCGUGCCCUGGUCAAGCCCUCCAUCUCUAAGCUUAAGAAGACAGGAGAGCCCUUCCUGCAGGAUGGCGCCUGCUGUGACGUCACCCCGAGCUUGAUGAAGUGCCGGGAAUGCCGCAUGAAGCCCAGCUCCAGGCAGUCCAAGAUCAAUAUCUUCUGCCGCUUCUAUGCAUUCAGAAGACUGCGCUACUCUAAAAAUGGCAACUUGACCAUUGCUGGGUUUUCGGAGCCCAGCCAUUGCAAGCCUGAGGAUCUGACGCCGUGGUUGCCCUACCCCCCUGACACUGAUUGCCCUCUUGACGUUGAGACAUCCAAGUACAUCCUGAAGAAGGUUGGGGACCAGUUCUGUGAGCUGGUCGAGCAAGAGCACCAGGCUAAAUCCUGGAGUACUGCACCAGGUAAAAUUGCCUGGAAGAGAGCAGUUACAGGUGUGCGGGAGAUGUGUGACACCUGUGACACAACACUGUUCAACAUUCACUGGACCUGCUCAAAGUGUGGCUUCGUGGUGUGCCUCGACUGCUACAAGCAGAAACACCCAAAUCACAAAGCCAAGUACAAGGGUAAGCCUGCGCUGGCGUGGCUGAAGUGCAUCAAGGACCAGCCCCAUCAGCCAGAGAGCCUGAUACUCACACAGAUCAUCCCUGGCACUGCACUCUGGGAUGUGGGUAUGCUGGUUCACCAGAUGCGGACCAGGUGGAACAUUACUUGCUCAUGCCCCUGUAGUAAGAGAGCACUCAACAAUUCACCUGACAAAGUGCCUGCCAUCAACGGCCUCUCUCCGGUGGUAGUCAAUGACAAAACGCCCAGUGAGUCAGGCAAGAGUGAACCCAGUGAUUCGGGACAGUCCACGCCUGUCCACAGCAACUCACGGAGCCCCAAGGCACCCAAGUUGACCUCCUUUCCUUCAGCCUCCCCGCUGGACGUUCUAGCUAAUGUUGCCUCCUCAGCACAGUCCGAGAGCACCAAAUGCUUUACCAAUUCCUCCUCGCCCAAAUCCUAUGAGUUGUCACUGCCAGACACCAAGGCAGUCACCAUGACCACAGACAAGGUGGUCCGCGCCGACACCGAAUCUGCCAAGAGUGAGAGCUGCUCUAAGCUGCGGGAGCUCCUGACCAAGACUGCUGGUAAGUUGGGACGCCCGUCGGGAGGGGUGGAUGGAUCAGCCUACCUCAUGACGGCAUUCCUCCCAAAAGGGGACAACACCAACAAGAAAUCCACCCGGACCAUGACCAGUACAUUCGAAGACAUCAUCGCCACCGUUGUGGAGCAGAACAUUUCAGCACCAACACUGAACAAACACGACCGGGGUCCUGUCAAGACACCCACUCGACCGGCCAGCCAACAGACCAUGGCCGUUGAGCUGCCAUCCAGCAUUUACACCAGUCCGUCCGUCAAGCCAGACUCACCUUCCACAGUCACCGUGAAUGCAGGCACCGAGGCCAUGCUGCCCCAAGUAAGGCAAACCUUGACAGAGUCCAGCGUAGAAUAUCCAGAUGUGCCUCACUCAUGGCUAUGUGAUGGCCGGCUGCUGAGGCUACAUGACGCCUCUCACAAGGGAAACCUCAGAAUCUUCCAGGAGCAGUGGAGAAGAGGAGUGCCUGUACUGGUAAGUGGUGUCCGUAAGCUGCUCGACGAGAGACUCUGGCAUCCUGUAUUCUUCAACCAGAAAUUCGGGGAGCUGCACAAUGAUCUGAUUGACUGCAGCACAGGCAGUGUCAUCCAAGGAGCACCCAUGAAAGACUUCUGGGACGGCUUUGAGGAUAUUCAAAAUCGCCUAGAGACCAAGCAGGGUCAGCCCUUGAUCCUCAAGCUGAAGGACUGGCCACCAGCUGAAGACUUUGCCGAGUUGCUGCCGGAUCACUUCCAAGACUUAAUGAAAAACCUGCCACUGCCUGAAUACACACGAAGGGAUGGACGUCUCAACAUCUCCUCCCGACUGCCAGAUUUCUUUGUCAAACCAGACUUGGGACCAAAGAUGUACAACGCCUACGGUCUUGCGAUUCGUCCCAAGGAGGGCACCACCAACCUUCACCUGGAUAUCUCGGAUGCCGUGAAUGUCAUGGUGUACGUCGGCGAGGACAAGGCAGGCCAGAAUGGCAAGGUAGCCACUGAGAUCAACCAAGACAUCCUGGACGCCAUUGACGAGGUCUGCCGGGACGAGCAGACGCGGCAGCGGGCACGGGAGAGCGGCGAGCGGCCCGGUGCCAUCUGGCACCUUUUCCACGCUGAUGAUGCAGUCAAGAUUCGGGAGCUGCUGACUACAGUGGCCAGGGAGCAAGGCCAGGAGGUGGCAGAGGACCAUGACCCCAUCCAUGACCAGAGCUGGUACCUGGACGAGGGGCUGCUGGACCGGCUCCACAAGGAGUACGGGGUGCAGGGCUGGCCUAUACUGCAGUGCAUGGGGGAUGCUAUCGUCAUUCCAGCUGGUGCACCUCACCAGGUGAGGAACCUGCAUUCCUGCAUCAAAGUGGCAGAGGAUUUUGUCUCACCGGAGCAUAUCUCCAGGUGUUUCCAGCUCACCCAGGAGUUCCGGCGUCUGAGCGACAGCCACUCCAAUCACGAGGACAAGCUGCAGAUCAAGAACAUUAUCUUCCAUGCAGUCAAGGACGCGGUAGGGGUCCUGAUGAGCCAGGAGAAACAGCAGCAAGCUGCCGGUGACUCUCCGCGAUGACAGGAAAUCAUUGGGAGUUAAGACGUGUUACCAUCCAAGAGUGGGCUGUCCUGUUACCUGAAAGAUGAAAACUUGUCAGUGCAGAGAAAAAAUGCCCAUUGCUUUUCCUGUACCUUUCCUGUAUGAUGGGUCAGUGUGGGAAGGACCCUCAGGCAUUUUUUGACAGUUUGGGUGUCUUAUGGAUAAUUAGGAGGGACUAAGAUUGUGGUUGUACUUCAUGAAAUUUACUUUCUUCUUGUGCUCUGUGGGCCAAUGGGUCAUGACAAGAUUUCUUGUAAAAGUCACUUGGGCAUGUCUUCAGGCUAGUAAAUUGUGAGCAGUGAUGCAAAAGUGUGAUCUCUUGAGGAAGGAGUCUCUCGGAAACAGAAAAUGUUUGGAUACUAUCAAAGUGGGCCACACUCACUUUAACUUUUCCACGCCACCUAUCUGCAUUUCACAACUUUCAAGCUGUGACUUUUUUUGUUGAUGGGGAGAUGUGUCAAUGUUUAUAUGUUGACCAAUCACUUCUUGGUAGCUACAGUAGAGGAUUUGAGGGGGAAAUGUAUUGAUUCAACAGAAGUGAAUUAUUUGACACGUGUAACUGAUCCAUGUGAUCAUUUGGUUUGGGGAGACAAUUGAAUGCACCAGUAAUAUGCUGUUUUUAAGUCGACCAUUCGUCACACAAUAGAAAAAUUUGCUGAACAGAAAAAGAAUUACUUGAAGUAUCACAGCUGCCCAUGUGAAGAGCUGUUGAACUGAGUGCACCUGUGUUAACUUUUGCUAACAGUUCUAGUAAUUCUUCUUGUGCCGUAUGGCAUGAUUAUGCUUGUAAUUAGACCAUGAUUGGAGGGCAUGCAAGACAUCCAUUGGAUGUCCUUUCAAGUUAUCUUAGUGAUGAAACUCAAGUUCUGUUGGGGAUGGGGAGACAUAGUUAGCAUCAAGGUUGAUCUCCGAAGAUAGUGAGAACUUUCAGUACGUUGUGUAACAUGGCAAGGACAUUUUCUCAGUCAGGUUUGGUAAAAAGAAUAAUGUACAUAGUUAGCAGGCAUACAGCCGUUGAUUUGUACCAUGCUGACAGAAUGGAGAAAGUGUUGGACAUUACUCGUUUCUAAAGGAGACAUGCAGCUCUUGGGGCAUUUAUCUGUUUCAGUGUGUGGUUUGUAGUUGUCAGUUUCAAAGUAUGAAGCUCUUUUCGUGUGUUUAUUCCAGAUGUGUGAAGUUUGUUGAUUUUUCACAUUGCCCAAAAAAGAUUGUGCCAGUUUUUCGUUCUCUCUUGGGUUCAAUUUUUCCAUCGUGCUGUUUCUCCAUCCACAUUUGUGUGGGAUUCCUUUAUGCCAUUGAUGUAUGAUAUCAUUAGUCUUAGCUCUUGGUUUUGUUUUGGGUGAUGAAAGUAACUUUUAGAGAAUCUUGAGACUUGCUGCUCAUUUCAUGUAAGUGAGCAAUUUGAGUAAAAUAACACUGCAGGGUGUAGUUCAGGAUUACAAAUUCUAGUUACCACAGUAGACACGAAUUCAAAAUCUCUAGCACAUUGUAGUCUUUUACUGUUCGAUGAGAAACGUUACUGGUACUUGUGGGAAGCCUCGAUGACGUCUUGGCGAUGCAGAAGUUACAAAGAAGAUAAACACAGCAACAUUCCAUUUUUAUUUUUUUCAUCAACACUACUUGAGUUUGCCAUUUAAAAUAUUUGACUAACUGUUCUGAUGUUGGGCAAAACCACAGUUCAUUUUAAAUGUGGUUUAAUUUAAUCACAGUUCUGCACUCUUGCAGUGUUGUAUUUCAUUGUAUUCCCUGAAAGUGAAGAAGUUAAUUCGCAGAAGUUAUUUUUUGAAAUAUUCAUGCUAUUAAAGUCAUUUCAGCUGGGAAAUAGCAGAAAUGACAAUUGUCCUACCACAGCACAUCCACCCUCUUCCAAUACUUUUUAUCCACAUGUAAGAUUGUGUUUUGCUGUAAAUUUACUCUGAUCUAUUUCUGUAAUGUUAUUACAAGAUGUUACUUUCCAUACUGGUUAUUCAGUUGAAAGUUAUAUAUAUAUAAAUUGUGCACAUUUUAAGCCGUGUUUAGUUAUUGUGGACUGAUAUUUCUUCACAGUGCAAAAAUUGUGCUGUUAGCAUAUCAAAUGUACCUGUAAAACCCAAUGCAAAGAUAGAGGGUACAGUGGCUUGCAAAGCUGGAAAUAUCUCCCUGUAUGAUGACCUUUGUCUGUUGCUCUCAUUUGUGAGUACAGAGGUUGUAAAAAGAUGGCAUGUACUCAUUUUCUGAGGAAUUCUAGUGAUUUCAAGAAGUUUAAAUUGUAGAAUGAUUAUAGAAAACAGUUCAAGCUGUGCUUGACUGGUUGGAGGUCUGUCCAAUUUUACUGCCUUAGCGGAAUUAAAAACAACUAGGUGAUGAAAUGAUAGGAAUUGUUAGAUUGAUAAACUGAAACUGGAUUCAGUUUAAGUGCCCUUGGAAAUUUUUUCUCUGUACAUAUCUUGUAUAUGAACAAAAAUUGUGCGUAGUGUGUAUGUAUGUACAUUGAUUUAUUACUGGGGUUUUUUUUAGCGUGGGGGGGGGGGGAAUUUGUACAAACUACUGACCGUACAUGCGAUAUUGUUUGUUUAGGAUGGCACAGUAGGUUCAUGAUGCAUCAUUAGUAGUAAUGAAUCUGUUGUUGGAGUAGGUGAUUUUUUUUUCCUGUUUAUCCAGUGUGAACAAGGGGAUGAAACUGAGUGAGUUUGCCUUUGUAGUGUUUGUACAUGUAGUGAGUUGGAUAUUACAGCUAAGUUUUCUGAGAUUAGUCUUAACAAAAGAUAAAUACUCUGUCAUUUCACCUUGAUCUGUGUCUGGUGUGCAUGGCAUUCUGGGUAAUGCAGUGCACUCGAGGUGAAGUGAACUGUUCUCCUGAUCCUCCAUAUCACUUGUGUAGCUGUGCUGUAUAUAUGUCACAUAGUGUUAUUUUUAUAUGAAAGAAAAAAUAGAUUAAUUAAGUCAGGCUUAAAAACAAAGGGUGCGGAUGAGGUUGCAGUGUGACAUCACCAACACCAACCUCCAUCCGGAAAAAAAAAACAAAACAAGAAGCUAUGUACAGUUGAAAAUAUGUGAAUACACGCACCCUAUUUUAUCAGAGAUAAAAAAACAAACAAAAAUUUAAACUAUCUGUAUGCAUGGCUUGGCUUGCUAGAGCUCAUUAUUGAUAUAAAAAUUGUUACAUGAAGGAAAAAAUACAAAUCUUAAAAUUA
Messenger RNA from Acanthaster planci (crown-of-thorns starfish), 11993 nucleotides. RefSeq names its product jumonji domain-containing protein 1C-like. Gene Ontology annotation, molecular function: chromatin DNA binding; histone H3K9 demethylase activity; transcription coregulator activity. Gene Ontology annotation, biological process: regulation of transcription by RNA polymerase II. Gene Ontology annotation, cellular component: chromatin; histone deacetylase complex. Lineage: Eukaryota; Metazoa; Echinodermata; Asteroidea; Valvatida; Acanthasteridae. The record is from RefSeq and is a predicted model, not a curated record.